Messenger RNA from Tarenaya hassleriana, 1249 nucleotides. RefSeq names its product zinc finger protein JAGGED. Bases 290 to 1009 code for a protein of 239 amino acids. NCBI's taxonomy places the organism in Eukaryota, Viridiplantae, Streptophyta, Magnoliopsida, Brassicales, Cleomaceae. Gene Ontology annotation, molecular function: DNA-binding transcription factor activity. The record is from RefSeq and is a predicted model, not a curated record. The transcript has 5 exons.
UUAAACCCUCUCUCUCCCUUUUUAAGGUCACGAGACCGGCUUCCUUCUUCUAUUUCCACACGGAGAGAGAGAGAGAGAGAGAGAGAGAGAGAGGGUUUGUGGCAGAUAAACUGAUAGACGACUUUGAAACCCCUCUCCUUUAUAAUUUUCCCCCCUCUCUUGUUCUUCUAUAUAUUUUCUAUCUUCUUAAUUUUGUGUUGCAGUCUCGAACUGAAAGUCUUGUAAUAAAUUCAAUAAAGUUUUUUGAGAGAGGUUUGAUCUCUCCCACGGGCAAAUUCUCUUGUUUACAAUGAGAAAUGAAGAGAACCAUUUAGACCUCAACAACUUGCCUGAUGAUUUCUCUAGAGAUGGAAUUAGACAAACCUUCGAAGAGGGUUCUUCAUCUGGUCAAAGAAAGAAGAAAUUAGGAGGCAAGGAUGGAAAAGAUGAGAGUAAGAUCUACAAGUGCCGGUUCUGUAAUCUCAAAUUCUGCAAAUCUCAAGCUCUUGGAGGACACAUGAAUCGCCACCGACAAGAGAGGGAGACGGAGACAUUGAACCAAGCUCGUCAAUUGGUGUACCGAAAUGAUACCAUAACUCCACCAGGAAUUUCUCCUUUCGGUUUUCCAACGGCAGACCCAUCACUAUACAGAACAAUUUACUCACCAAGACUGUUUCCCGGCGGCUCCUCCACCACUUUCCUCCCGCCGCCGCCUCCAUAUCCAAACUCUUCACCUACGCGCACUCCUCCUCCUCCUCCUCCUCCUCCUCACCCUUCAAUCCAAUAUUCACAUCACCAUCCCAUGAAUGAAUUCUACUUAGGCCAAGUCUUUAGACAAAACCCUAGCCAACCCACCGUUCAUUACAUCACCUCGGAACCUAGUGCUUACAGCACCUGUAUUGGAACAUCUGUCGGAAACGGAGGUUCGACCGUGAUUGGUAAUGAUGGCAAUGGUUCGAGGCUGCGUUUGGAUCCAUCUCCUCCUCCUCCUCCACCGAUCAAUCGGUUUCGAGAACAUGAAGCACUCUGAUCAUAAAAUAUUUACGUGUUUUUUGGGAAUUUGGAACUAGUUUUUGUUAUUUUACUGUUCUUUCUCUUGUUGGAUCGUCUUGAAAGCAGGGAAUUUAAGUGUGCCUAAACUCCACUAUUCCUCCCUAUGUUGUUAUUGUUAUAUGGCCCAUCAGUUUGUUGUUUUUUGGUCACAUGUAGGGUCGAAAUAAACAAAGGGUAUCAAAAAUUUAAAUUAGGAUCCGGGGCUGUACCCUUUUUU